AUGUGGGUCAAUUCCGGAACCGUCGGAAGGGCCCUCUCCAUGGAUAUAGACACAGACUAUGAGCGGCCCAAUGUGGAAACCAUUAAAUGUGUGGUGGUAGGGGAUAAUGCAGUAGGCAAGACCAGGCUAAUCUGUGCCCGGGCCUGCAAUGCCACCCUCACACAGUAUCAGCUGCUUGCCACCCACGUGCCAACCGUCUGGGCCAUCGACCAGUACCGUGUAUGCCAGGAGGUGUUAGAGAGAUCUCGCGAUGUAGUGGAUGAGGUCAGUGUGUCCCUGCGGCUGUGGGACACAUUCGGGGAUCAUCACAAAGACAGACGAUUUGCCUAUGGCAGGUCUGACGUCGUGGUGCUUUGCUUCUCUCUGGCUAAUCCCAAUUCCCUGCGCCACGUACGCACUAUGUGGUUCCCGGAGAUCAAGCACUUUUGUCCCCGGACGCCCAUCAUUCUGGUUGGCUGCCAGCUGGAUCUGCGCUAUGCCGACCUGGAUGCAGUUAACCGUGCACGACGACCCCUAGCCAAACCCAUCAAACCCACUGAUAUCCUUCCCCCAGAGAGAGGCCAUGAAGUGGCAAAGGAACUUGGGAUCCCCUACUACGAGACCAGCAUUGUAGCCCAGUUUGGAGUCAAAGAUGUUUUUGACAAUGCCAUCCGAGCUGCCCUCAUCUCCCGUCGUCACCUGCAGUUCUGGAAGUCCCACCUGAAAAAGGUCCAAAGGCCCCUUCUCCAGGCGCCCUUCCUACCUCCUCGCCCACCUCGCCCCAUAGUGGGCAUCCCAGACCCCCCUCCAGCAGAUGGCGAGGGCCCCGAUUCCCUUUUCUGCCAGCCACUGUGUGCAGAUGUCCUUUUCCUCCUGCAGGGCGGUGCCACCCGCGUCUUUGCACACAAAGUCUAUCUGGCUACUUCCUGCUCCAAGUUCUACGACCUCUUCACCCUUGAUAUUGGUGGAUCGUGCGUGGGGCCACGGGGGGAGGAACAGGAGAGCAAGGAAAAUUUGGAGAGCGUGGAGGAAGAUGAGCAGAGCAGGAGAGGAGCCAAGGAGCAAGCUGGGCGCACUAAGAGCCUGGACAUUGAUAAAGACGGGGUUGAUGGAGGAGUGCGGGGCCUGAAUCGACCCCAGCUGCUCCAGCAGGGCUCUUUGAGGACUUCCCAGAGUGAUAAUGCGCUCCCCUCUCGAGCCCACUACUCCCUGGGAGCACUGGGGACUGGGCGAGCACUUUCAGGAUGGGGACGGGGUUUCCUGAGUGUGUGUCUGGAGCAUGUUGAUGAUCCCGUGACUGGACGACUGCGACUCAUGACUGUGGUUGCCAUGGAUGCACUUAUACAGGAAGAACCAUUCAAGGCGGUGCUUCAGUACCUGUACACGGGGAGUCUGGAUGAGGGCAGAGGGGAUCUGAUGCAGGUGGCUACCAUCGCAGAGCUGCUGGAGGUGUUUGACCUGCGGAUGAUGGUGGCCAAUGUUCUCAACAGAGAGAGCUUCAUGAACCAGGAGAUCACCAAGGCCUUUCACGUCCGCAGAGCCAACCGCAUCAAGGAGUGUCUCAAUAAGGGGACCUUUGCUGAUGUGGUGUUCCGACUGGACGAUGGCUGCCUCCCGGCCCAUAAGCCUCUGCUCAUCUCCAGCUGCAACUGGAUGGCCGCCAUGUUCCGUGGCUCCUUCAUGGAAAGCUACAUUGAGGAGGUAUCCAUUCCUAACACCAGUACAGCCUGUAUGCGUGGGGUGUUGGAGUUCCUGUACUGCGGUCUGCUGACCCCCUGUCCUGGUCUGGAGCCCAUGGAGCUAAUUGUUCUCGCCAACCGCCUAUGCUUGCCACGCCUUGUAGCCCUCACAGAACAGCAUGCUGUGGAUGAGCUUCUCCAGGUGGCGGUGAAAGGAGGCGACAUUGAUGGACAAGUGUUGGCUUACCUCGAGCUUGCACAGUUCCACAAUGCCAAGCAGCUAUCAGCUUGGUGUCUCCAUCACAUCUGCACUAAUUAUAACAGCAUCUGCCGCAAGUUUCCCAAAGACAUGAAGGCCAUGUCUCCAGAAAACCAGAGGCAUUUUGAGAAGCAGCGCUGGCCUCCUGUGUGGUUCCUGAAGGAGGAAGACCGCUAUCUACGAUCUCAGAAGGAGCGUGAGCGCGAGGAGGAGAUCUUGCGCAAGCAACACACCAAACGGGGCUGGUGUUUCUGGAGACACCCAUCCUCCUCUCCACACAUCUCCUAAAGGGUUUCCUCCACUGACUUCUUCGUCCUGACCUGGGUCGUCCCACACAGGAUAACUAACCCUCUCUGUAACACAUAUAGAGGAGGUCUUCCUUGAACCCUCUAUCAGUGGAGAAAUGACUCUCAGUGCUACUAUGCCUGAAUGUCAGCAUGUUUGGGGGAAUGUAUGUGCCUCUUUAUAAUUGUGGGUGACUUCAUGAGUGCAUUUUGGUAUGCUUGUGUGACAAGUGUGGACUUAACCGAAGGGUAUGUGCGUGGAUGUGUGAGCGUAUGUUUGCAAUUGGUUGGCAUGAUUAAGUGAUGCUUCCGAGUUGAGUGCUUCCCAGACGCCCUGAUCUAUGAGGGCCUGCAGCGUUGCAGCGUGGCCCCGUUUCCCCUCCACAUGAGCUCUGUCCCUCCACCAGCACUCACAGCGUCCCAGCCUUUGAGUGAUUGGACUGGGAGCAAGGGCUCUCUAUCUCUCUCAGUCUCCUUCCUUCACAUUGACCUUAAUGACUAUUACGCAUUGACCACUGCAGCUCCCAUCGGGGAGCUUACCUCUGCCUUCACUUCUACGCAGACUGUUAGCUUGCAAAAGAUCCACACCUCUAAAACCAGCACUGGAUUCCCAGGAACUGACACUCAACAAUGUAAUUAUUGUUAUUUUGAUAUUAUUUGACCUUUUUGUAUAUUUUUUUGCGCCUACCAGGACACUCUUAUGUAUCAGGCGCACACGACUCCCAAGAAGUGUUGAGAAUUUUGAUUGCUAUUGCAACGAUGGGACUGUUAAUCUAGAGUGCAAGUUUCGGUGUAAGGGCAACCUUCAAACUGUUAGCAAGUUGGGAUGUUUCCUCAGGAGGCAUGAUCAAAACUAUUAGCCUCCAGUCUAUGUGGUCAUUGGCGUCUGUCAUCCACCCCUGCACCUCCCACUCCGUCCUCCUGUUCACCACCCGUGCAACAAAGAGAAAAGAGAAAAAAAAGCGCAAAACACGAGCUCUCCUUGAUGAGGUGGAUUCACCAAUCUACAUUUCAGAGACAUUCAAAGUGACCACUAUAGCAAUGAUGGGGGUAAAGAGGGCUAGCCUUACUUGAUACCUCUGCCAUUGAGAAACGAUGGAUGCAGUAUUAAAAAACAAAUGCGCUUGUAACGUCCAUGACCACUUGGUUGCAUUGAAGCACCUCAGCCAGCCUGCCUUUACACCCCGACACCACUAUGGGGCAGCACUGCUCAGGGCCCCGGCACUAACCUUCACACAAACUAACAGGAGUUUUUGUGCCUGUGAUUGCUUCACCCUAGUUUCAGUUAUUAAGAUCAGUAUAAUUUUAUUCCUUGAAGAGUGUUAGGAGAAAGCUAAAGCACAGUGUUAUUAGUGCAUUUAAAGACAGGACUGUACCUGACUAUAGAUGAGCACCUAAUUCUGAAUACCAAAGCUGUGAUUCUUUUGAUCUCUUUCUUCCUCGCUUUCUUCAUGUCCGCGUCCCUGCUUCCUUUACCGGAAAGAGGGGAUGGAGGAGAAAAGAGAAAGUGACUUGUGGGAGAAGGUGGUGGUAUGAUAUGAUAUUUGAAUCCCUCCGCGUGGUGGUGUUUUCAGUCUGUGGUGUCAGGAGAACAGUGUCACUGCUGGACAUUGCCUUCCAUUCCUCUUGCUGGAAUUGAAAAUGGUGCUUGAGACACAGUAAGACAGUGUCCACAUGAACACACAGACACACAUUGUGAUUUUUAUGUUCACAGUUUAAGCGUCUGUCUAGUUGUUUAGUGUUUACCUGCAGUGAAAGUGCAGAAUAUUAAUGAUGGUAUUCAAAUUUGACACAUUUUUUUUUUCAAUGUUAAUUUCCCAUAUCCUAACAGUCUGUAAGAGGUCGUAAUAGGUCACUGAUUUUAGAAUGUGUAGAUUUAUGAUUUUACAUACAGUGGUCACAACUUUGUAAUGUCUUUAACUGCUUUUGAAUUCAAGAAACAGUGUGAUCCGUUAUGCUUCCUCGUUAACCAGGAAAAUAGUAUUACUUUAGAUUGAAUUUGCAAUCGUGAGUGUCAUCUCAAAGGAUUUGAUGUAUAACUCCGUACGAGAGCAAGUCGGAUUUUCUUGUCAAGGGUGCUAAUUUCUUUGGACUUUAGCGCCGAAUGUGAAAACGAGACUUUGUGGUGAGGAGUUUCUAUUAGCACGUCGUUCUAUUUGUGGGUUUGCGCCCCUUAGCUUUACCCAGGCAACUGUGGGAGAUAGAUGGAUUGUGUGAGACAUGUGGUGCGCUAUAGGAGGCGUGUUAAAGUCAUUGUCAGCUAACGAAAAUAGAAGUCAGAUAGGAUCUCAUGAGACCCGAGUGAGAAUUGAGCUGAUUUCUCGCUGAAAAGAGUAGAAGUGGAAUAAAAGUGAACAAGUCUCAGUCAACAUUACAUGCAACCUACAUCUUUUGGAAUUACUACACAGAUGUUUCAUCCCAGUGCAGGGCUUUGGGAAUUUAAAAAAGAGACCUAAAGAGGGGAAAGUUGGGGACAGUUUUUGAUUAACUUCCAUGGCCUCCUUUUAAUUCCCCAUAGAAGGGAUGGCUGUUGGAUUUGUCUUAUUGAUGGUUGGUUUGACCCAUUAAGCCUCUUCUCUUGGUCCGUGUGCCUUAUAGUUGGACAAAGCUAAAAACUAGUUUGGGAUUUUAGCAAAGCUGCAGACAGGUUCUGCAGUGCUUGACAUGACGAGUACAGCAGACAAUGGCCGUGACAGUGUUAGAUGUGUAAAAUGGAUUCAAGUGUUGCUUUAUGCACUCUCACCCGUUAUCCUUUAGGGGAUAUUUGAGCCAACUAGAGCCAUGCCUGUGGAGAAUCUUUAGGCCUGCUGCUUGUUUUUAUGCAAACAGCCUUAAUUAAAACCCUUGGUAGAGUGUAGUACAGUAGAUUGGUCUAAUCAUAUGGCCUUUGAUUAGUAUAUUUUCUAGAUUGUUAAUUAUUUGGACUGACACCGUGGUUGGAAAUCUCCGCUAACCAGGUGAUUGAGAGGUAGAGCUUAAAAUGACGAACAGGUUGAGUCCUGUACUGUAACUUCAAAACCACUGACUUUGAGAAAGCAAAGCUUUUUAAUGAGCACUGGCUGGCCUGUGUGCUGGGAGAGUGCAGCCACUUUUGAAAUGUGGUUAAUUUGCAUGGUGGCCUAACUUUGUCAGUAUAAUGACACUUGGUGUUGGAAUGCACUUUCUUCUUUUUUUUUUUUUUGUUUUUUUUUUUUGUUUGUUUUCUAUGACUAUACCUUUCUGUGCUUAGCAUGAAUUGCUCCUUAUGUAAGAUUGUUUCUAAAACCUGAUGAUUGUAGCACGAUAUUUCCACUUAAGUCUUUUAAAAAAAAAUUCCCACAACUUGCUCAGUGAGGAGCUGAAUAACACGACUUGUCCAGCUUCUUGUUUUUUAAGGUCUAGUCGGCACUGAACUCCACAGUAGCUCUCUUCUCGCUGUAUGGCUUUAUGCACAAGUCAAGUUUUACUAAAUAAACUCAGCACAGCUCAAGGUAGCAUCACUAAUUUUACAAUUUUAAUUAAUAUGCCAGGACAUCCUGUAGACAUUUGCUCGGAGGACUAAUGCAGAUGAUCACUUGCUGCCGUGCAGCUGUCCCUUUUGUGCUGUUACUGUAGUUACCACAAUCAAUCAAGCUUCUUCUUGUGAUUUUUAAGACAUUAGGCACAGGCCAUUAAAACUGAAAAUCAUAUAAAGAUGCAUUUUAACUGAAAUCAAGUAUUGCAAUGCACAUAUUUUAAGAAUGUCCUAAAUUGGCUUAAAGCCAAGUGUAAUGUUUGGGUUUAGCCUGUAUGUAAUGAUAGAGCAUGAUGCAUGUUUCUGGGGUUAGACAGUAUUCUGUAUAUACAGCAGUGUUUCUUAACCUUGGGGUCGCGAUCCUAUCUGGGAUCACUUGGUAUGCAUAUGGGGUGGCAGGAAGUUUCUAAAACUGAAAUAAUAAUAUUUAAUGAAUUAAAUUAUGUAGGUUUGAAAUAUAUGUCAUAAUCACUAUAAUAUUUAUUUGGGUAUAUGAACUGCCAGACUUGAGUCUACUCUAAGUUCAGUGAACUGAGAAUUGUGGGGGAAAAGAAAUGAAAUCAUGGGCCAGUAAAGGUUGAGAAACCCUGAUAUACAGAGAGGUAGAGAUGGAGAUGCAAAUUAUUAAACAUUGUAAGCUUUAUUCAACCCCCGAUAUUUGCUCCACGCUGACCCCUACAAGCCAAAGUCACAUUCUGAUGUCGGAAGUACAGUAGGGUUGUGUUAUCCACCUGGCUUGUCUUGCUCUAUCGUAUCACAUCCUUUUUUACUGUCACCCUCAUUUACUUUACAUGGAGCACUCUUCCCUCUUAGCAGGCCUGACCUUCCUUUUUUAAACGUGAGGCCCAGCGACCGAGAGUCUUUGGCAUCUCCUUUUCUGUGCCUUCAGUGAAAUCUCACUCUUUUGGCUCUGUACAGGCUGGCGGCACUGCACCUGUGGCCUCGUGGGCUCAAAACAAAGUUGACUAAGCCAAGAAAUACACACAUGUGAGCGCAGAAAUAAAAGUAGGCAGCUUUCUUUCAAUGUACAGUAUCUUAGCGUCAUAGUGAUAACUUCCAAUGACAACAACGAUAUGUUCAAGUUCACCAUGUAAAAUAUCAUCUAUGCUAAAGCUUGUCGAAUUAUGGAAUGACCAAGAAACCCAGCAAACCAGCAGUGAUAAAAUAAUGUUUUCGCACUCUUUCAGGUGCCUGCACUUUCUAUUAUGUAGCCUGAUACAGCUGUUUUGAUAAGUCUGCUACGUCUUUAUAUUUACCACUUUUUCUUGAUCGAAAUUGAAAUAUCUUGUUACUUUUCCACUUUCUUGUGAUCUCUUUCUCUUUAAGCCAAAUUCAGUAGUAAACCCUAUUGCUUCCACUCUUUAGCUGCAAUGUACUGUGUCACAGUCAUGCAUAAAGUCAGUGUACUCUAAGUUGGGGAACAGCAUCUGUGGACUACUGGUUGGAUUAAAGGCAGAAAAUAGCUGUGACAACUAUAUAUAUUAUGCUUUAAUGAUGAUAGUUGUUUUUCCAAAGUACAGUAAAGUGUUGUAAAUUUGAGUCCCAGCUGGAUUUGACCUCUCACCUUAUAACUGCUCACCACACUGUAUUUACUAAGCUGGUGUAUACAUGUUGUAUGCACAGAGAGGCCCAAGACAGGGACAGUGUUUAUAUAGACAGACAUGGUGUUAUUAACCCCUGGUCUAUACUGUAACUUUUAAGUGGAUCGUAUAUACUGUACUGUAUAGUAUUGUUAUGCACUUUUGUUUUUUUCAUCGACUCAUGUGAGUUUUAUUAACAUUUACUGCUCAUGUUAGCGUGUGUAUUACAAAAGAAAGGCAAACGAGAGAGAGCACACCACACUCACAAACUAUUAAGGGCUUUCAAGAAAAUAAACAACAAUCAGAAUGUUUUGCUGCUGUUGCAAAAAAUGUUUUGAAACUAAAAAAUUUGUAAUAUUUUUGAACCACUGUGAUUUGUACAAAAUUAAAAAAAAAAAAAAAAAAACAAAUGUAGAAAAAAAGUUGUUUUUUUUCCUUUUUUUUGCCAUUUCAGUAUUUUGAUGUUUGACAUGGAUUUUAUUAAAACUGUUAAUCUUUUGAA
Epinephelus lanceolatus (giant grouper) is the source of this 7776-nucleotide messenger RNA. It is a transcript of the gene rhobtb4, whose product is annotated as Rho related BTB domain containing 4. Gene Ontology annotation, biological process: small GTPase-mediated signal transduction. Gene Ontology annotation, molecular function: GTPase activity; GTP binding; protein binding. Lineage: Eukaryota; Metazoa; Chordata; Actinopteri; Perciformes; Serranidae. The record is from RefSeq and is a predicted model, not a curated record.